This is a messenger RNA of Paramecium sonneborni, 679 nucleotides long. The record is from the annotation of a GenBank genome assembly. Lineage: Eukaryota; Ciliophora; Oligohymenophorea; Peniculida; Parameciidae.
AUACAAUAUAUGGACUUAUAAUAUGAGGAAGGAGAAAUCUUAACCUAAAAAAACGAUAAAUUAGAAGGUAUAGAUAGCGAAUCCUCAUUACGUUCACUUGUAAGAAUUUCUUAUCAACUUAGAGCGAUACUAAUAGAGAUGAAAGAGUGCACAAAACUAUAAAGGAUGAGUUAAGCUCAUUUUCUUAUGUUUGUCCAAUAUUUAAUUUUAUAGGCCAUUGUACAUAAGAUUAAUGCAAGUAUUAUAAUAUAUAUAUUGUAAAAGAAAGAGACAUAUCUUAAUACAAGAUGGAUUAGAUUAAUUAAUAAGUGAGAAUCUACCAUUAUUGAAUGUUUUAGUAAGUAAUGGUGAAAAAGUGAGAGUUCCUUAUUAGAAAAUUCUAAAUAAAGAAAUUCAAAUCUCUAGACAUUAAAUUAUCAAACCUAAAGUGGUAACUAAUUAUAGUUUUGGACUAUGUGAAAAAAACAAGAGAACUUUAAUUCAUAAGUUGAGAAAAGACAUUGAUAAAAUGCAAAAUAAACUUAAGAUUAUAAACUAUUUGAAGAAAUGGGCUAUGCAUAAGUAUGUGGACGAGAGUGAUUUUGUAGAAUUGUACUAUUCACUCAAUCCUUCAUAACAAAUCCAUUUUAUGAAUAUUUUUAGAGUUCUUGAGUUAUAACCACCCUCAUUUCAAUGAUCA